Messenger RNA from Ilex paraguariensis (yerba mate), 2318 nucleotides. Lineage: Eukaryota; Viridiplantae; Streptophyta; Magnoliopsida; Aquifoliales; Aquifoliaceae. The record is from the annotation of a GenBank genome assembly.
AGUUGCUCCAGUCAGGGUCAGGGCACCGAACGAACCGAUCGAAGCAUAGCUCCUCCUGAUAUCCCAAGGACGAAACAUGAGGGAAAUUCGUUUAGAUCUGCUCCUCCUAUCUCUCGCUCUACUCUUCGCACCUGCUUUCUCCGAUCUACUCCUCUCCAAGGUUGAUCGACGGAUUGAUUUGACAUCGCAUGUAGUACGCAUCACUUCGACACUGAAGGUAGAAAAUGCUGGAACUGAUCCGGUGUCAGAGGUUUUGUUGGCCUUCCCAGAUACCCAGGCAAAAAAUAUAGCAUAUUUGACAGCAUCAACCAUUGAAGGGAAAGGAAAAACAAAAAGUUCUUCGGUCAGUCUCCCCAUUCAAGUUGUCCACCCUGAUGGAAUGCCUCCAUCAUUGACUUGGCAUUCAGUUUCUCUACUGAAGGGACUGAGCAAAGGGGAAAGCUUAACCUUGGAUGUUUUGGCCGUGUUCACCCAUACAUUACGACCAUUUCCUGAGAAAAUCACUCAAGCUGAAAUUCAGCGCGUGGCAUUCCAGGAGAGUGCAUACUACCUCUCUCCUUAUGUUGUGAAGGUCCAGUCACUUACUGUUAAACACUCGGGACAAUUUGAAUCUUAUACGAAGCUAGAAAACAGCAGGGCUUCUGGUUCAGAGAUCAAAUAUGGCCCCUAUGAAAAUCUUCCGUCAUUCUCAUUUUCACCAAUAGUAAUUCAUCUUGUGAACAAUCAACCCUUUGCGGUUGCUCAAGAGUUGGUGCGAGAGAUAGAGAUUUCCCACUGGGGCAAUGUGCAAGUUACUGAGCAUUACAACCUUAUCCAUGGAGGUGCACAUAUCACUGGGGAAUUUUCCAGGCUGGACUAUCAGGCCAGGCCCCAUGUCAGAGGGGCAUCAGCAUUCAGAAAUCUUGUUGCCAAACUACCACCAAGAGCUCAUUCUAUUUACUAUAGGGAUGAAAUUGGCAAUAUCUCAACAUCUAAUUUAUGGGGUGAUUCAACAAAGAAGCUACUGGAAAUUGAACCCAGGUAUCCAAUGUUUGGUGGUUGGAGAACUUCAUUCACAAUUGGAUACGGCUUGCCACUUCAGGACUUCUUGUUUCAGUCAAGGGGAAUACGUUUCCUCAACAUCACUUUUGGUUGCCCAAUAAAUGAGGUGGUCAUUGAAAAUCUCAUUGUGAAGGUUGUUUUGCCUGAAGGAUCAAGAGACAUUUCUGUUUCGGUUCCAUUUGCUGUGAAACAGUGGGAAGAGACAAAAAUUUCCCACUUGGAUAUGGUUGGUAGGCCAGUGGUUGUAUUAGAAAAGACAAAUGUUGUGCCAGAGCAUAAUCAGCAUUUUCAGGUCAAUUACAAAUUCAACAACCUUUCAUUGCUUAGGGAGCCAUUGAUGUUGAUUUCUGGGUUUUUUCUCCUUUUUGUUGCCUGCGUUAUAUAUGUGCACUCUGACCUUACAAUCUCGAAGUCUUCUACUGCUUAUUUGGCAAAACUGCAGUGGGAUGAGGUACAAGCAACUGUUCAACAGGUCUUGAAUAUCAUCAACCGGUGUUUAACAAUCCACGGUAAGCUAGAAGCAUCUUUACGUGAUCUCUCUAGGACAGGGGAUGUCCAAGCUUGCAAAUCAGCUCGCAAAUCAGCCGACAGUUCUUUGAAAGAGCUUUCUAAAGAGUUGAGACCUGUGUUGAUAUUAUUGCAAUCUUCUUCACAAGCUGUGCAGAUAUUGCCCAAGGUGGAGGAGUUGGUUGCCAAGGAGAGAGAAUUGCAAGAGAAGCUAAUGCUGAAACACUCUACAGUUGUGGACUGCUAUGAGAAAAAAUCUGGGGGACGGGAAGUUGAGAACCGGGUUGCAUCAAUCCAGCAGAAAAUUACGGCCUUGAGGCAGGAGGUUGAUGAUCUUCUGGAAAUCAUUGAUGAAAUCUAAUUUAUGGUAAAAACGACAAAGAUGUAACAUUCUUGAGGACCCUUGGAGCCUAGUGCUUGGGUUUAAAUUUUGUUGUGACUUUAAGAUACCGCGACAAGCUAAUUCUGAUGUCCAUGAUUUCGUAUGUUAUAAUACUAUUGAGGCAGGGAAGUGCAAGGCACUCAUUAACUUCUACACGAUGAAUGUUCCAUCUAUGAGCUAGUUUCGACUUUCAGACACGUUUAGUAAAUGGUUCUGUGUAGUCUUGUUUUAAUGUGCAUCAACCGAGAGCUUAUUGUUGAUGAACAGCAACGGCAAGGCACGAAUGCCUCUCUGGAUGCCGGUGUUUAUGAUCUAAAGCAGGUGCCAUUCAUGAGCUAGUUUGAAUACGUAAAACACUUGUAGUGUCACACAUUGUAUGAUAUAUCUG